GACUGCCAGGCUGCUGCAUUUUACUCCGGAAUAGGAAAAUGUCCUGAAAACACAAAAAAACCCCAGGAUAUGGACAUGGUGGAAGUGGCUCAGAUGCUGGGGCCGUGGCAUCCACGUCCUGAAGGUCUCUCGCUGCAGCAGGAGCCAGUGACCUUCGAGGAGGUGGCCGUGUCUUUCACCGAGGAGCAAUGGGCCCUGCUGGACCCGGAGCAGAGGACUCUCUACGUGGUCGUCAUGCUGGAGAACUAUGAGACCGUCAAGUCCCUGGGUUUUCCCACAGCCAAGCCAGCCUUGCUACCCCAGAUGCCAGAGGAAGGAGAGCGCUGGGGCCCCGAUCUUCAGGAAACAGAGAAAAAAGAAGCCCCGAGAAGCAAAGAUGCAGGGGUGAGGCGGAAAAUUGGCAGCGGGACGAUUGGCAGAGAAGAUGAUGCCAACUAUGGAGAAACAUCAACCCAUGAGGACCCUGCGGAAAGGGUGCGAGGGCACGAGGGCAGCCGGAGCAGGGAUUUAAUUACACCCUGGAGAAACGAGGCGAGAGAGAAACCGUUCAAGUGCCUGGAGUGCGGGAGAAGCUUCACGCGGAGGUCAAGCCUGGCUGCCCACUACCGGACCCACAGCAGGGAAAAACGUUUUAGGUGUUUGGAGUGCGGGAAAAGCUUCACGAGGAGCUCGACGUUGACUGUCCACCGAUGGACCCACAUGGGAGAAAAACCCUACCAGUGCUCAGAGUGCGGGAAACGCUUCUGUGUGAGGUCCAAGCUGGUCCGACACCAGCACAUCCACACAGGGGAGAAGCCGUACGCCUGCAGGGAGUGUGGGAAGAGCUUCAGGCAGAGCACGCACCUCUCCAAGCACCAGAAGAUCCACAGGAGGGAGAAAUCAGGGUUGCAGAUGUGA
Mesitornis unicolor (brown roatelo) is the source of this 897-nucleotide messenger RNA. RefSeq names its product zinc finger protein 14 homolog. The transcript is spliced from 4 exons. Lineage: Eukaryota; Metazoa; Chordata; Aves; Mesitornithiformes; Mesitornithidae. The annotation marks the transcript as partial. The record is from RefSeq and is a predicted model, not a curated record. Gene Ontology annotation, biological process: regulation of DNA-templated transcription.